CCCAUUCACCAUGGGCGGUUGGUGAGGAAUCCUGCUAGGGCAGGAGCUCUUUUCACUGCCUAGCGGGAAUUUCUCGUGCAUUGUCUUGUUGCAUACACUGUCAUUAUCAUAGUAUAUAGUUACUGGUUACCGAACAUGAAACAAGGAGGCCUGUGCGCCUACCUGGCGCUCUUGCUCCUGGCGGGCGUCAGCGCAAGCUAUGCAGACAUGGUUGUUACCAAGGGCAGUGGUCACCGUCCGCCCCCGCGGAGGGUCAGCCCCUCGCGGAAGCCUCCCACCGCUCCGACCACGUACAAGUCCAUCCUGGCUCUGGCUGCCGCCCGCAAGGACCUCUCCAUCGCUAACGCGGUCCUGAAGAAGACGGCCGGCCCCGACUUCGGCCCCAACGCCCCUCCGGCGACGGUGUUCCUGCCGAACGACGAGGCCUUUAAGCUGCUGCUGAAGGCCCUGGGUGUGACCCAGGCGCAGCUGCUCGCGUUGCCCACCAAGGUGCUGACCGAGGUGAUUGUCUACCACGCGGUCCCGGGCAUGCCUCUGGCCGCGAAGGACCUGAAGCCCAAGCAGGUGGUGGAGACCGCAUUGCCCGGGUACAACCUCACCAUCACCAAGGACUCUGCGGGUGUUAUGAUCCUGGCCGCGCAGUCGAAGGCCAAGGUGGUCACUGCUGACCUGAAGGCCGGCAUGACCAUUGUUCACAUCGUGGACACAGUGCUGGUGCCCUUCGACGUGCUCAACCCGCCCGUGCCCCCCGGCGCCUUCGACACCCCUGGCGGCGCGCUGACGGAGCUGGGCCUGGAGUACCUGGUGGGCGCCAUCGAGGCUGCGGGCCUGGGCGGCGUGCUGAACCGCACGGACGUGAUUGGCACGCUGUUCGCGCCCACCAACGACGCCAUCAUCCGGACACAGACGGCGCUGGCCAACAACUCCCUGGGCGUGAACCUGAUGUACCCGCAGGUGGUGCAGAUGAUCCUGGGCGACCACGUGCACCUGGGCGAGAAGCUGAUGGCGGCUGACGUGGCCAUGCGCAGCACCAUCCCCGUCGGCUGGGCCCCGGCGGACUACGCCACGCCCGACGCGCACAUCCUUACCGUCACCUUCAACCCCGCCGGCCCCAGCGUGACGCUGUCGGGCUUCCCGGGCAACUCCGCCAAGGUCAUCAAGGCGGACGUGCUGGUGGGCACGAGGCAGGAGCUGGUCGUCCACGUCGUCGACGGCGUGCUGAUCACGACCCAGACCGCCAGGGCGCUGGGUCUGAUCCAAGCCAACGGCACCACCGCGCCCGUGCCCACGCCCGCGCCCACGCCCGCGCCCUCGCCGUCGUCUUCCGGUACCGGCACGGUGCCGGUCUCGACGGUCCCCAACCUGGGCGCUGCGAUCGCCACCACCCCCGACCUGAGCCAGCUGCUGAGCAAGGCUCUUGCCGCGGGUCUGGGCAACCAGGUGGCGACCGCGAACAGUCCCCUCACCAUGUUUGCGCCCAACAAUGCCGCCUGGGCGGCGUUUGAGAGCAUGCUUAAUGCCAAGGACCCGCGCCUGACGGCCGUAGCCAACCAGAUCAUCGCGCUGAUCAUCAGCGACCACGUGCACGUGGGCGACUCGUACAAUGCCAACGCCCUCACGAACGGCCAGAUCAUCCCCAUCGGCAUGGACCCCACCAAGUACAUGGACGCAAACGCCACCACGGUGCGCGUGACCGUGAACGCGACCGGUGUGUUCCUGGCGCACCAGGUGUCGGGUGCCAAGGUGCUGCGCACCAUCCUCGCCGGCCCCACAGUCGUCAACAUCAUCGACAGCGUGCUGCUGAGCCGCGCCUCUGCGGCAGCGCUGGGUCUCAUUGAGAUGCCUUCAGCCUCCCCCACGCCCACCCCCACGCCCGUGCCCACUCCCAGCCCCGUGGCGGGUGACACCAUCCUGGGAGUCAUCAGUGCCGACAUCUCCCUGGCCGGCAUUGGGCAACUGAUUGCGCUUACUGGUCUGGCCGAGCCCCUGUCCGACCCCGAUAUCGAGUACACCCUGUUUGCGCCCGUCAACGAUGCCGUCACCACCUUCGCUGCGGAGCUGCAGAAGAUCCAGACGUACAACCCGGCCAACCCCCAGGUGUUGCAGCUGCUCUACCAGAUUCUUGCCACGCACGUGUACAUGGCUGGCGUGCUGCGCUCGAGCGACCUGACGGACGGCCAGGUGAUCCGCACCGGCGUGGCCAACACGCCCGCCACCAAUGUCACCGUCACCAUCAACUCCACCGGCGUCUUCCUGACCGCCACCAACACCGUUAAGGUCAUCGCCGCCGACAUCGCCGCCGGCAAGUCCAUCGUGCACAAGCUGGACGGUGUACUUGUCUCGCCCGAGGUGGCCAGGCUGAUCGUGGAGCUAUCGGCCGGAGGCGGCGCCAGCCCCGCGCCCUCCCCGUCGGGCACCCCGUCGUCGGCCAACUACUCAUCCGUCCUGGCAGCGCUGUCGAGCAACACUGACUUGAUCGGUUUCAAUGGUCUGCUGGGCAUAACUGGGGCGCUGCAACAGCUGUCCAGCCCCAACCUGGUGGCCACCUUCUUCGCGCCGACCAACGAGGCCAUUGAACAGGCCGGGGACCUGCUUGCGAGCCUGGGCACCAACCCUGUGUUCACGCCGCAGAUCCAGCAGAUCGUAAACGAGCUGCUGGGCUCACACAUCCACCUGGGCGAGGCGCUGACCUACGCGGACCUGAACAUGGACGGCAAGAAGAUCCCCGUGGGCCUCAACCCCGCUGCUUACACGGCUGCUGACAACACCGUCCUAACCGUCAUUGCCAACUCAACCGGCGUGUACCUGCAGUCCACCAACAUCGUCAUGGUGAGCACCACCACCCUCACGGCCGGCAAGUCCAUCAUCCACGUCAUUGACGGCGUUAUUGUCAGCCCCAAGCUGCUGGCGAUGCUGCCGCCGCCCGGCUCCUCGCCCGCACCCACCCCGGCCUCAACCCCCGGGGAGGAGCCCGCUCAGUCGCCGUCGCCCUCUCCGUCGGCGGGGCCUGCCAGCGGUACCUUCAGCGACGUUCGCCAGGCGCUGACCAGCACGCCCGACCUUUUUGGUUUCAACGGCCUGCUGACGGGUAAUGCUGUAGUGUACGCUCAGACGAACAACCCCAACCUUGUCGCCACCAUCUUUGCGCCCAGCAACGCUGCUCUUGAGAACUCGGAAGCAAUCACCAGCCUUGCUGCCGGCGCCCCGGACACUACCCAGAUUCUGCUGAGGUACAACGAGCUGCUGGGCUCUCACAUCCACAUCGGCGAGGCGCUGACCUACGCGGACCUGAACAUGGACGGCAAGAAGAUCCCCGUGGGCCUCAACCCCGCCACCUACACGGCUGCUGACAACACCGUCCUAACCGUCAUUGCCAACUCAACUGGCGUGUAUCUGCAGUCCGGCAACAUUGUCAUGGUGAGCACCACCACCAUCACUGCGGGCAAGUCCAUCAUCCACAUCAUCGACGACGUCAUCGUGUCGACCAAGCUGCUGUCGCUGCUGUCCGGUCCCAGCGCCACGCCCUCGCCUUCGCCCUCGCCCGAGCCGGCGGACCCCACCUAUGAUGACCUGCCCUCGGCCCUGCGCGGCCAGGGCUUCAACCACCUCGCGGACUUGUACGACGCCGCCGUCAACUCGGCCGUGGGCCCAAUCCUGCAGAGCCUUCUGUCCGCGCCCAUCACGCUCUUCGCGCCCAGUGACACGAGCAUCGAUGAGUACCUGUCGUCCCAGAGCACCACCUUUGAGGCCUUCCUGGCGGACAGCAAGACGAACCCAAUCAACAUUGCUGGCCUGGUGCUGCCGCAUAUCCACAUCGGACACGCCUACACGCUGGACGAGUUCACCGUCGGCCAGGUGAUCACCACCAGCACGACGGGCCUGGAGAUGUUCGGGGCCCAGCUGACGGUGCAGGAGCACGAUGCGAAGGUCGUUUUCAGCACCAGCGUCGGCCCCGUCACGGUCAUUGGGGGCAUCAUCCGCGCUGGCACCGGCAUCAUCAUCCCGAUUGACAAGGUGCUGAAGCCGGACGUGUAAGCAGCUAUUGAUGAGCGCUGCCGCCCGGCUGGCACUUUGCUGGUGGCAUUGAGGUGUUCUGUGUCCGCUACUGGACGCGUCCUGCUGUUGGGUUGUGUAGACGAGAAUCCCACAGGAGCCCAUGCGAGGGCUGGGGUAUUCAGUUUUGUCGGACGGCAGGAGCAAGAUCUCGCAGCUCUGUCGUGAUGCGUGCGAUGGGACAGGGUAAGGGGCAGGUUGGCGUAGCCCCGUAGUGAUGCGUGUGUAGGCUCUGAACUUCAUAUGGUGCCCGGUCCUCCGCGUGAGUACGGUAGUGCUCAUCAUGCGUCCAGACCACGCUGCGUCUUCAUAAGCCCAUGCUCACCAUAGGCUCGUCCUCGUGCAUUUCGCGCGGCAGGCAUUUUGCUCUUCGGUAUGCAUAUUCCUGCACAUGUGUGAUCCAUUGAUUCGCCAUCAUCCCGUGAACAAGCGUAGCUCGGAAUUGGAUCCGUGGUCCAAUGUGUUAUGUGACUGCUUGAAUCUGUGGACAUGUGUAACCCGUGUAGAUGCGUUUCCGGUUUGCACGGGUCACACGUCCACUUUGCACGGGUCACCAAAGGGACCGGGCGCACUGGGCGAACGACUGAUCGUGAGGAAUGCGCGUCAGCAAGCUGCCAGCCUGCAGCCGCCUGCAGGAAGCCAGCGACUGUGUAAAUCAGCAAAGCC
Messenger RNA from Chlamydomonas reinhardtii, 4719 nucleotides. RefSeq lists its product as uncharacterized. Bases 136 to 4035 code for a protein of 1299 amino acids. NCBI's taxonomy places the organism in Eukaryota, Viridiplantae, Chlorophyta, Chlorophyceae, Chlamydomonadales, Chlamydomonadaceae. The transcript is spliced from 31 exons. The record is from RefSeq and is a predicted model, not a curated record.